Daldinia decipiens is the source of this 1835-nucleotide messenger RNA. RefSeq lists its product as uncharacterized. The transcript is spliced from 2 exons. NCBI's taxonomy places the organism in Eukaryota, Fungi, Ascomycota, Sordariomycetes, Xylariales, Hypoxylaceae. Gene Ontology annotation, molecular function: protein binding. The record is from RefSeq and is a predicted model, not a curated record. Bases 139 to 1569 code for a protein of 476 amino acids.
AAUCAAGACCACCAUAUAUCAUAACAAUAAACUGCGAAAUGGUGAACGAGAGCAAAAAAAAAUUAGGACAAGACAACCUUAGUUCCCUAUAUAUUUCUAUCCUUAAUGCGAACUUCAUUCAACUAGAAUUCGUUAUCGAUGGAUCCCAGAAACUUAUCAUUCAGUACUGCCGGGGGGGAUGUUGAUCUCCUGGAACGUCUUACGAAGCUACGUCUGUUAUUCUCUAGCGGCUCACUCAGUAACCAAGAGUACCGCUAUAUAAAAAUUCUUCUUUCUAAGGUCAACGUAGAUCUUAUUGGCGAGCUUCCAGUGGAAAUAGUAAGCCAAAUUGCACAGCUACUAGACCUCCAUGAGUUUAUUUGCUGCCUUGCCAUAUCCAGACGAUGGCGUGACAAGUUUUUAUCUCCGUCUACAAUAGGCGCUAUUACAAACAAAUAUUGUCCUUCAUUGACACACUCCGGUAAUCCAGUGAAUCUAGAUAAUUGUCUCAACACCCUUCACAAAAUAGGACGAUUGCGCUGGAAGUCUUGGCAGGCCCGUCUGACGAAGGAAUUUUCUUGGGAACAUGAAUCAUAUUUUAAGCUGGACCCUGUGUAUCACGGCGAUCACGAUAACACGUCCACCGUCUAUGCGCAAUUUGGUCACUAUAGCAAUGACCCCGAGCCAGGUGACCAGGCGUACUCGAGUGCUCUAUAUUCUCAUGGCAAAAUAGCAUGGCUUGCUAAACCCCGCAUCGUGGUAGUCGACAACUUAUGGGUACGGACGCGAAAGAUUUUUGCUAUGCCAACAGGUGCUCUCGUUGGCUUAACACUCCAGAUUCUGGCCCUUGGGAAUAGACUCGUGGUUGGCACUAUGAAUCGUAUUUUAGUCGCUUGGGACCACACAACGAACGAGUUUCUGGAAAAGAGACUACCUGGCCCCAUCAAAUAUGCUGCAACAGAAGGACCAAGGGUCGCCGUGGUCCUCUUCAAUGGGGAUGCCUUCUUAUGGGAAUUCGGCGGUAAGGUGUCGACGAUUGCAACAGCUCCUCUGAAACAACAUCAAGGACUCCAUGGACAGCCAUUGAGAUCAUGGGUGUCGAACCUUCGUGUUUUUUUCCACCCUACGUGUAGCAGAACGCUUUUCCUAGCUUCGGGCUACACCCACACUGGGUCUAAACACUCUGAAGCAAUUCUUAGGCGAGUAGUCUACGAAUUUAAGGAUAUAAAUCACACAGAAACUUUUGAGUUUGAACUCCCCACCAAAAAUCACGAUCACACAAAUCCUAUUGAUCCUAAAGUCGACAUACAAAAGGUCUUACCUUACCGCCGCGAUAUCAUCGGGUUCUGUGAGCGGCACUACCGCCCUCUAUCGAGUUUUCUAGUGCCCUACCAGUAUGAAACGUUUAUUGAAUUCGACAUCUACGAGCGACAGUUUACAGCAAGAGCCAAGGAGACGUUUGAUCUCGAAGAAUUCGGCUGGCGCGCUCCUCUGGAAGAUGCUGACUUAGACUUUGAAAUCAAGUUCUAUAGCAACGGGUUUACAGCUAUUAGCCAUCAACCGGGGUUCAAGUUUGAAAAUGGCCCAUGAUUCUUGGACAGGGAAUAUGCGAAGCACGACAGCUAUGAAAACAUCCGUCUUGCCUAUUUCCCAUGCCACGAGACGCUUUAGGUAUUUGCCUAAGCAAGCAACUCAUCUCUGAGGCAAGCUGGUUGACCAAGCGUAAUAAGACGAAACUUAUUUGAGUAAAAACUCUGGUUACUGGUAUGGGUUUGGCGGUAUACGAAUAUUUGGUGUCAUCGUAUCUCUAUGGGUCGUUACCUGGGCCCUGGUUAGCAAUAUGGGACGGCCAAUAC